CAGUCUAGUACUCAAACAAGAAAAGAUAGGGUGUGAGGGACGCAAGAAAACAAUUAAUAAAAAAGUUAAGGACAAUAUUUAAUGAAACCAAAGCUUCAAGGCAAUUUCUCCUCUCACCAUUUCUCGUUAUCAAUCAUUCUCUCUUGACAAAGAUGGACAGCCGACAAGCCAAGCGGAAUAGUGGUUUGUGGACUUUGGUUGUUCGGUGGAGAAGGAGAUGACUUGACCCGACAGGUUGACACACAACGCAAUGCCGAUACGAGGAAGUUUCUCUAUUCAAUUUCCAUGCUGUCUGUUUUUUCAUUGCCUUUUCUUUUAAACAACCAAUCUUUUGUGAGAAACGAAGAAUUUGAAACAAACCCAGCUCAUCUGUUCAGCUUUGGAGGAUAUGAAACGAGCCCUUUUUAGUCCUGGUGAAUCUGAGGCAAGGGUAGUUCAUUUCAGGAGAAUCUGAGACAAACCCAGUUUUGCCUUUUUGUACCUCUUGAAGCUAUGCAUGUUUAUUACAGGCAUGAGCUGGAGAGUCCGUGGCAGACCAGUCUCACUUUCCAGGUUUGCAUCUGCUUACUUUGAUUGAAUCGAUUCGAGAAAGAUGGGUUCUUUUGGGAUUUCAAGGGUGAGGCAAUGUUCUUUUCAGCUUCUGUUGUUAAAUCAGCUUGUAGUUGAUUUGUUUGGUCCUAAUUGUGUUUAUAGAAUAUCUAGUGUUCAGUGAUUGUGCUGUUUAGGUUAAUAUAGUCAUAAUACAAUUUUGAAUUGCUUGAUAAAGCCAUAAAUAGUCAGGUGAAGCGGUAUGAUGCCUGAAUUAAGUGAUUCAUGCUUGCUUCUCGAUCUUCCUGAUGAUGUAUUUACCAUUAUAUGUCGGUUCCUAUCGACAAGGGACAUCUGUACUCUAAGUCUUUGCUGCCGGAGCUUAUAUGUUCUUGUGGCAUCUGAGAAAGUCUGGCUCACCCAAUGUGACAUGGUAGGAAUUGUCCCUCACCGGGAUCUGCUGGAGUGGCGGAAGGGCGUGUCAUCUUAUAGGGCAUUAUGUCGCUUCCUUGUUAGUGUUAAGCCGUUAAUUGGAAUCUGGGUUCACCAAAAUCCCGAGCUUGGUAAUGUAGUUUAUGUCAUGCCAGGUUUUGUAUCUGUUGUUGGAUGCCGGAUUUUACCUCAGGAGUUAGGUCCUUUAGGUAUCGAGGAGGGUCCUAUUUUAUGGGCACCGGUGUUUGAAAUAAUAGGUGACCUUGAUGGUUCCACAGCAUUUUUCCUACAUGGAAGAGAGAAAGGGAAUGACUAUGUUUAUCCUGGUUCAGUCAAGUCUGUUGAGAGGAAUUGCAAUGUCCUGCUGCUUGAGGUUGACCUUAGGCAACAGAAGAGUAAAUUAUUCCCUAAUAAGAGCUUUGCCUAUAACUCAGAUAGGGAGCUAGCAAGAAAUGUUUCUAGGUCACAUAGUGAAUUGCCAGGGUCACAGAGGAUGAUCAUACAAUGUGAGGCUCAGGUGCCUUUUAGCCGCUUGGCUUUCAGCGACAGAAGAAAGUUGAUUGAGGUUGUCACAACCCAAGUUGGUCAAAAGGUAUCCGAUUUGGCAAAUAGUCUGCUAUUUCCUCGGUUGAGGAAUGAUGAAGAGAAUUUUCAGAAAGAUUUGGCACUCUUGUUUGAACGGAGAUCAGUUCUUUUGAAAAUGUAUAAUCUUGGUCAAGGCUUCAAUUGGAAGGAAGCUCCUGAAGUGCCUUUUGAUCCUAUGCAACUGCAAUUGAGUGAGGUUAGGAAGAUUCUUGAUCAGUCGAGUGGGUCUCUGAACGAGGAUGAUAAUCAGAUGCAGUCCAACACUAAGAGAACCCUUGGUGGGUAUUUCAGAGCAAGCAUCAGACAGAUUUUGGGGAAGCCCCCCUCCAUAAAUGGUAGCCACACACAUUCCAAGCACAGUUGUUCAAGGAGUGAGAGAAAACAUGCACCGCUGCAUGAUUUUUUAAGGUCAGGUGAUACAAUAGGGUUGGCAUUACAUGCCACUGUGGUGAGGUUAUCUUCUUAUCGCGCAUGGCCGAAUAUGCAUGACAGCCGGUUUGCCCUAUACAAAUUACCCAUGCGGGGUCCAAGAGCUGAUGAAGAAUAUGCUGGUUUAUGGGGAGGGACUUUUGGUUGGCCUCCCGGGAAGCCCACUGAAGACAAGCCUGGAAAGGCUCUGUUCUUUCUUUUGGUCUCUUAUGAGGAGUCUGAAGGAAAAAGAAAUCUCAUUGCUACUAAGAUAUUAGAAGGCACCCAUUAUGUUCUGCAUCCAAAUGGCUCAGCAAUGUUCAUAGUUAAUAUUGAUGAGCCUUUAUACGAUCCAUUUCCUUGGGAUGUUGAUGAAAAUUCCUUUCCUUUGAUCAUUAAGCAUGCAUUUGCAGGGGAGGGUAUAGCAAAUGGGUAUGGUUUCAGAUAUCCAGGCUCAAAGCCUGGUUCCCUCUUUGUAAUUGAAAAUGGUCUCCUUGUCUUUGUUUGGAAGGAGUCGAGAACUGUCUUGACCAUGCAGAGACUGAACUUACAAGAGCUUUUGAAGAAAGGUGAACGGGUGCCUGCUUUACCUCCCAUUAGCAACUUUUCAUACUUGACCAAGUCCUAUUCAAAUGUCUUUACUGGCUUCUCAGCUGCCUCAGCUUGUUUGUCUUCACCAAGGCAAAGAAACUUAUAGGCAUUGAAAGCAGAGUCCAAAAACCAAAGGGUUAUUACAAAUCCAUAAAAGCUGAGGUGUCCUCGGUUGCUGAGUUGAUGGUUCAACACAUUUUCGCUGGUGCCUUGCUGUUGCUCAUUGAUGGUCAAAGUGAUAGUCAAUAAACGGAAGGUAUAAUUAAACGUAAGGUGGUUCUUAUGAAUCCUAUCUUGAGACAAGCAUCGAGUAGGAUUAUAUUAUUUUUAUGACAAUAAAUGUAAGGUAUAAGCCUCUAAUAUUGCAAGUAAAUAAUUUGGUGUGUUAAUUAAUGAUUGGUAGAAGGAUGAGAGAUUGAAUAAACUGGCUUGGCAAAUGCAUUUGGAUUGUAUAAUUAAAAAUGGAAAUGCUCCAUAUCUUAUAUUUUCUGGUUUA
Populus trichocarpa (black cottonwood) is the source of this 3040-nucleotide messenger RNA. RefSeq names its product F-box protein At5g39450. Lineage: Eukaryota; Viridiplantae; Streptophyta; Magnoliopsida; Malpighiales; Salicaceae. Gene Ontology annotation, molecular function: protein binding. The coding region runs from base 791 to 2650 and encodes 619 amino acids. The record is from RefSeq and is a predicted model, not a curated record. The transcript is spliced from 2 exons.